Messenger RNA from Penicillium atrosanguineum, 1623 nucleotides. Its product is annotated as flavin monoamine oxidase family protein. The transcript has 2 exons. The record is from RefSeq and is a predicted model, not a curated record. Gene Ontology annotation, molecular function: oxidoreductase activity. Lineage: Eukaryota; Fungi; Ascomycota; Eurotiomycetes; Eurotiales; Aspergillaceae. The coding region runs from base 1 to 1623 and encodes 540 amino acids.
AUGUCUCUUCAUGUCAGUUCAAAUUUCAUACCAGCCUCCAUGGACCGGGAAGCCAACGCACGCUCUUUGUCCGCUCUUGUUCAAAAGCCACGCGUAGAUUCCUCGACGCAGAUGGAGCCCUUGGAAGGCGAGGAGACUUUUGUGAUCAAGAGAACAGAAGCGACUCAACCCCAUGCCGAACUCUCUUCCAAGACCUCUCCAAAAACAGUCCUUGUCGUGGGAGCGGGGAUAGCUGGACUGCGCGCCGCAUCAAUCUUGAAGCGACAUGGUCUCCACGUGAUCGUUCUUGAGGCUCGUGACAGGAUUGGAGGAAGGAUCCUGACCAGCAGAAAGAGCGGAAAGCCAGCACGAGAUAUGGGGGCCGCUUGGAUGCACGAAACCUCCCAAAACAAGCUUGUUAAGCUGAUUCCGAAACUCGGACUUCAAUACUAUUAUGACGAUGGGACACCCUUUUAUUACACCUCUGAUGGACGUGCUGGAUCUCAGUUCAAAGCAAAGAAAGUAGUCGAUGAGUUUGCAGACUAUGCAGAGUGGUUUUAUGAAACAAGUCCCGACGCCAAGGACAGAAGUGUCGAUGAGUUUAUACGAGAGUUCACCAAAGAGCAUCCACUGAUUACUCAAGACGAAAGACUGUGGGCUCCGCAGGUGAUCAAAGAGAUGGAACAAUGGGUUGGAACGAGCACUACCCUGGCAUCCUCAAAACACAUGAACUACUUCGUUACUGAGCGAAAUCUCUAUAUGAAGGAUGGCUAUGAUUCCAUCGUCAAAUGGACGGCCCAAGACUUGCUCAAAGGCCCUGGUUCCAUUCGACUGCAUCAGAUGGUCAAAAAAAUACAAUGGAGCGAGGAUUCAUCUUCUCCGAUCCUUGUGGAAUGCGCAAAUCCAGAAGACGAAAGUCAAGUCCAGACAGUCUUCGGGGACGCGAUUAUCGUCGCAACUCCGCUGGGCACAUUUCAUCACAACCUAAUAUCAUUCGAUCCCCCUAUCCCUCGGGACAUGCAAAACGGAAUCAACAAUCUUAGCUAUGGAGCACUGGGUAAAGUAUUUUUUGAAUUCAGUGAGGUAUUCUGGUCUAAAAAUCACGACCAGUUCAUCUACUAUCCUUCGCCACAGGACCCGACUGAUGAGACUUCCGAGAUAGUCAAUGACUCAGAAGCACUCGACACUAUCUUGAACUACUCUACAGUGACGGUGAAUCUUUUACUAGUAGCGGACAGCAAAGAACUGUGUGUCCAGGUAGUUGAGCCACUGACACAGAAGGUGGAGGCUAUCACUGACAAGAAGGAACUGUAUGGGUUCUUUGAACCACUGUUCAAGCUCUUGCGGACAGAGCCCUACAAGGCCCUACCUAAAGUCACGAGCAUCGAGUCCACUUGUUGGACGCAAGAUGCUUUUGCUGGAUUUGGGACUUAUACAUCCGAGAAGGUUGGCGAUGAUCCCGAUAUCUUGAUAAAUGCGGCGCAGAAUCGCACGAAGAGCAAACUUCAAUUUGCGGGUGAGCACCUGGCUAUUGCAGGAAGCGGAUGUGUUCAUGGAGCUUUCGCAACCGGCGAGGCAGCAGCCAGGAGAAUACUUGGCUCUUUGGCUGUUGAAUGCAAGGAAGAACUGUUGAGUCUCGAUUGA